AUGCCAUCCGCAAGACACCAGAGCGCGAGCAUCGCUACUCGCUUCAUGGCGAUGCUUUGGGUGUUGGCUGCUGUGCUUGCCACACUGCAGGGCGGUAGAACUUUCCAGGUGCGUGCCAAGGGAUUCAGCUUGAGGCGAUGAGCUGCCUGCAGAUCGCUGAACAUCCCUCCAGCUUUUUGUCCCAUCCAAUAGCUUCCGCCGCCUCCUGCACCAGUCGUCAACUUCAACGAUCAAGCUGCCGACCAGAUUUACAACCAAUACAGGGCCGAUCUUGACACUUUCCGCAGUGCACUGCACGACUGGUGGAGGACGCAGAGUAACCAAGAUCCCAACAUCGCUCGCAUCGAUGUGCACAGGAUGAUCCGCAGGCGAGACGGUAGCGUGGUGCUGCAUGGCAUGGCUUACAACACGAACGGAGAAGCGCACGCGUCUCCACAGCGCUUUGUUGUGUGGCCUUUCGGCACAUAG
This is a messenger RNA of Ceraceosorus bombacis, 468 nucleotides long. The record is from the annotation of a GenBank genome assembly. NCBI's taxonomy places the organism in Eukaryota, Fungi, Basidiomycota, Exobasidiomycetes, Ceraceosorales, Ceraceosoraceae.